Molecule: messenger RNA, 3388 nt
Organism: Oryza sativa Japonica Group (Japanese rice)
Lineage: Eukaryota; Viridiplantae; Streptophyta; Magnoliopsida; Poales; Poaceae
Source: RefSeq, a predicted model, not a curated record
UGCAGGCUUGCAGGUUGAGGAGCACUAGACGCUGUGGAGUGGAGGGAGGCGGAGAUGGCGGAACAGUAGCCACCAUGAGCUCCUCCCACUCCCAUGCUCAUGGCGGCCUCCUCCCCACCUCCCGCCGCCGCUAGCAGCAGCGGGCGACUCGCCAGGGUGCGCCUCCACGACCUGGCGCCCUACGAUGGCGCCGCGACCCCCGCCUACGGCCGCGCCGUCCAUGCCCUCUCCGCCUCCCUCACCCGCCACGGCGCCGCCCUCCUCGACCUCCCCGACGCCCACGCCGCCAUCCUCCGCUGCGCCCUCCAAUCCGCUCGCGCCUUCUUCCGCGCCAACGACCAACCCGCCUUCUACCUCUACCGCGCAGGGGGCAGCGCAAGUAGGACAUCCGAUGACGGCGGCGGCGACCUGGUCCCUGCUUGCAUGGACGACGCCUUCAGGUGUUUCGGUGAGGCUGCCCGCGCUGCUCUCUCUGCGAUUGCUCGCCAUCUCCGACUUCGUACCAAUGUAUUCGACCACUUGCUCGAUGAUACUCCAUUGCCUGUUAAUGAGGUCUCAUCCUCGGAGUUGCUGGUGGCUUAUUCCAACCAACACCUCCACACCGAUCAUGCUUCUUCUACUGCCUGUCUCGGCUCUUCAGUGCCUCAAGUUGACAGGGGCUUCCUUGUGCUCAUUGCUUCUGAUCAUCCAGGAAUUGAGGUUUGUGACCCAAAUGGCCAAUGGUACCUAGCAGAUGGCAUUUCAGGGCCUGGUGACCUGUUGCUUCUGACUGGAAGGGCACUUAGCCAUGUUACUGCUGGUUUGCGCCCAACUUCUCGCUACAGGAUCACAAAUGAGACUAGAGCAUCACUCACCUUUAGGCUAAUGCCACAUGCCAAUGCUAUACUGGAUUGCUCUCCUAUUGCAGCAGCUGGGCACUGCGUACCCCAGAUGUACCAACCCAUAUCUGCAAGCCAAUUUAUGGAUGACUUGUGUGCUGAAGAACGUGCUGUUUCGAAUCAUUCGGAAGCACCUUCUGAAUCUCAGGGCAGCUUCAUUAGUGAACCAUCUCUCAGAAGUGUCCUAUCAGAUCCAUUGUCUGGGGCUUUUCUUGAGGAUGCUAUGGUUCUGUUAUGUGGACACUCUUUCGGUGGCCUCAUGCUGAAGAAAGUCAUUGAAAUGGCAAGAUGCACCAUUUGCAAUGGAGAAGUUGAUCCGGCCACCCUGUUUCCUAAUCUCGCUUUAAGAGCAGUAGCUACAGUGGUGAAGAUGGAAGAUGAUAGGAGACUCUUUCAUAAUGCUGCUCUUCGCAAACACAGGAAAGAGGUGACCGAACGUAUGGAUGUGCUGAAGAGCACUGGAGGUAGCAGAGGCAAUGGUGAGCUGGUGUUGGAUGCUGAAAACCCUACAUCACCCAGGGGUGUGCAGUAUCCAUUUGUAGUGGGCGAGAGGGUCCUGAUCAUGGGAAACAGAAGGACGCCUGAUAAAUUUGUUGGGAAGGAGGCAGUCAUCACAUCGCAGUGCUUGAAUGGCUGGUAUCUUGUGAAGGCGGUUGAUAGCGGGGAAAGCAUACGGCUGCAGUAUCGGUCGCUGAAGAAAGUGUCGGAGCUGCAGCUUCAGUCAGAGAUGAGGUUGCAGCCACUCACCUUCCUGCACAACAAAUACCCCAGUAGUGGCAGCUGAGUUGAUUGACUAUCAUCAGUCUUAAAACAAAAAAAAAAGAAAGGAGAAGCAUAUACUGUAGCAGAAUAGUCAUGAGGCAUGCAUCGCCAUCAAGCGUGUUUUGUUGUAGUAAUACUAAUAAAAAGGUCAGUUAGAAAAGUGUGGUGAUAGUUAAUCUGGUGAUGAUAUGAAAAGGGUCUAUCCUAUUGGAAGGAGAAAUGUCAUGUGGGGGUUAUUAAAAGGACAUAAAGAGUUUGCUAGGAAGUUCCAAAUUCCUAGCGGUGGAUGCAGCGGGUCAGCCAAGCCAAACCACAAACCAAACUGACUUUUCUACUGCACUGCAACGCACCAGUAGAUGCCAGUUGGUAAUUCUUGAUCCAAGCGUGAAAAUGUGUAACUGGACCGGCUGGGCACUUGCAGAAAAAGUCGAUAAAUGUGUUGUGUUUGCUGUGACAUCACUACGUCAGUGAUUGUUUGGAUGUAUGCUCCUGGGAACUCAAUUGGACUCACGAUACCGCCAUCCAUGUCCAUGGCGCUGAGCCUUCUCUUCGCCGCUGCACCACGAGCUGUUGCCUCGUUCCGCGCCUCUUCGGCGUCCUCCCCGGCACUCGACAGCGGCCGCCGCCCGCAGAACGUCCCCGGCGACUUCUUCGUCGAUCACCGAUGCAUCGACUGCCAGACCUGCCGCUGGAUGGCGCCGGAGGUGUUCAAGAGGGUGGACGGAAAAGCCGCCGUGGCCGCGCAUCCCAUCUCCGACGACCACAGGACCAAGGCCCUGCAGGCUCUGCUCUCCUGUCCUACUGCCUCCAUUCACACCGAGAAACCUGCAAAAGACAUUCUUCAAGUGCAAAACAUGUUCCCCCUCCCCAUCGACACUCAUCUUCUCCCUGGUGUUUAUCAUUGUGGUUAUCAUUCUGAAGACUCGUUUGGAGCAACUUCUUAUCUUAUAACCCAUCCAGAUGGAAACAUACUAGUCGACAGCCCAAGGUAUACAACGAAACUGGCAAAUAACAUCGAAGAACUUGGUGGAGCACGCUACAUGUUUUUGACCCACAGGGAUGAUGUAGCAGAUCAUAGGAAGUGGGCUGAGCGGCUAAAAUGUGAGAGGAUUAUCCAUUCGGGCGAUGUAGAGCGUGCUACCGUAGAUGUUGAGCGGAAACUUACUGGCAAUGGUCCUUGGAACAUUGGAGCUGAUUUCGAACUUAUCCAUACCCCUGGCCAUACCCAAGGUUCGGUCUGCUUGUUCUACAAACCAGUAAAGGCGCUUUUCACUGGAGAUCACGUUGCAAAAUCAGAAGAAUCUGAUGAUUUAUAUCUCUUUCUUAUGUACAGCAGGCAACCAGUGAGCUUGCAACUGGACAGCAUGAGAAAAUUGUUGAAGUUAGACUUCGAGUGGUUUUUACCUGGACAUGGCUAUCGAAUCCAUUAUAAAGAUGUACACGCUAAGGAUUCAGCAAUCGAGUCCCUCAUAGCUAUAACUACACAAGCUAGGGGCAUCUUAUAAUUCUCUCUACCUUCAGACUUCAGUGUACAUAAAUAACGAUCAAUUCUGGAAUUAAGUGACCAAGAGGAAAUGUACUUUUUUUUGAAAGACCAGCGUAGGCGGCUGGCAUUCUAUUUAUCUUAGAAGGAGCAAUGUACAAAUUGGCGAUAUAGGAAAUGUAAAAAUUUACACCCAUGAUGGCAAACAGGUUUGUCACCAUGUCUAUGAUCUUCUCUAAAUCUUGGUACCUCCCAUGCUUCAAAA